Owenia fusiformis is the source of this 2324-nucleotide messenger RNA. NCBI's taxonomy places the organism in Eukaryota, Metazoa, Annelida, Polychaeta, Sabellida, Oweniidae. The record is from the annotation of a GenBank genome assembly.
UGGUAAGCUAGACUACGAUAUAUGACUGUUUGCGAUAUAACUAUAUUUAUUUAGUAAAUUAGAUGCCAAUAAGUUACAUACAUACAAAACCAUCUCAUUCUUUAAAAAAGAUUUUAUCAAAGAAUUGUGAACAGAAACAAUUGUUUCUGGCCUUAAACUACAAAAAGGUGUGUCUUCUUUAUCGAUAAGCAUACUAUGUACCCAGGUUACAAUAAACAUUGCCUAAAUCAAUUCAUGAACUUUAUGAGAAAGUUAAAAAAUUGAAUCCCUUCCAAAGAAGCCUUUAUGGAUUUUCUGCUUUAAAAAUAACAUUUAAAACUUAAAAUAUGAUACCCCUAAGUGAUCUCCCCAGCAUUACAGCAAGUGGGCGCAGCACCCAAGUUUGGUCUAAAUUGUGAAAAUGAGAAUUUUGCACCCACCUGAGAAAAAAUACUUGGGAGAUCACAGCCCCUAUCAUUAAUAAGACAGUAAUUCUCGAAGACUAAAGAGAGGUGUGUGAUUACAAUAUACACAUCGAUAAAUUUGAACUGCUAACUCUUCGAAUGUCCGUCAUUCAAUCAAUGCAAGGCCAGUGUAACAUACAAAAGUUUGCAAUUACGAACUGAUCUAUAAUGUCUUUUAUUGACUAUCAGACAUCAUUACAAUGACGUAUUGUUCAUUUUAUGACAAUGACAAUUGUUGAUUUUACAAAAAAUCCAAAAUAUACCACCAGAUGAGCAAAACGUUACAGAGGAAAAGAUUACAGAGCAAAACAUUACAGAGCAUUCAGCUUUUACGAAUCAAGACAAGAAUGAACUGAAUGCCUUAAUAGAUAAAGUCAGGAAAAUAAUGUGCAACAAAAAAUUCGAUAAAAACAUCAUUCAUUGGACUCAUCAAUAAUUUCAAUUCUGAUUCAAGGAAGGUGGUAGAUGCUAAACAGGACUUGCAUCUCCUGGAACUGGCUUUUAAUGACCUACAAACCAUAUAUCAUUAACAAAAUUAGGAACACUCUAUGCAUUAAUACUGCAUCCGUGAACAUAAUUUGAUUAAAUAACUGAGAUAAUACAACAUAACACGAGACGAACUAUAUAAUAAAAAGCUGGGAAAAAAGAAACACAAGAAACAAAUUGCAGCAUUGACUACUGAUAUGGCCUUAAAUGAAACCGUACCAAUAAAUGACUUUUAUGCAGGCAGAAUCUUGGGGUUCACCAUGAUGUGCCUUAUAUCUCCAUUUGGAACUUUUAUAAAUCUGGUGACAAUCGUUGCCAUAGCGCGCACACCUAAGAUACAAACAAUCCCAAAUGCUUUUGUAUUAUUGCUCAGUAUAAAUGACAUCAUAAACUACGCAGGUAACCUCCCGGUCACUGGAGCUAACGAUUUGACAUAUGGAGGCGUAAUAAAGAUGUGUCCAGCAUAUGCAUAUUUCUCGCUGUUAUUCACCGGUGUCAACCUUAUGUACUAUAGUUUUAUAUCCAUUAACAGAUAUGUGCUGAUCGUACAUGCGUCAAAAUACAGUAUGCUCUUUAAUAGGAAAACAAUGGGGGGUGUAGUAUUCAUAAGCUGGCUCGUCCCCAGUGUUUUACUGUCUUUGCCGCUUUUUCAUAUUUCUGCAAAAUAUGACUUUGUUGAUGACGAGAAGCGAUAUCUCUGUAGCAUGACCUCCUUAGAUGACUCGAGUGAUUCAAACCCUCUAAUGAUGUUCAUAUUAUUUCUGUCAUUUGGAUUUCCCCUUGGAACUAUGUGUUUUUGUUAUUUCAACAUCUUUAGGGUAUUGCGGCGACAGAGGAAAAUCAUUGAGCAACAUACAGCACAGCACAAAGAAACGACCAAACAUGGAGAGCCAACUACGCUGAAGAAACAAAUUCCCGAUGAAAAGAAAAAAUCGAAAAAAGCUGACGUGAAAUUCACGAAAAUAAUGAUGGUAUUGUUUUUUGUGUUUUGUAUAACGUACGGACCGAAUCUUAUUGCAAUGGCCAGUCCGUUAUGGCAUUAUUCAUCCUUCAUAGGAAAGUGUUGUUUAGUGUUAACAUGGACAAAUGGUGUGCUAAAUAGUGUGAUAUUUAUUGUACUGAACAAGCAAGUUCGUGAUGCAGUCUGGCUGUUGUUUCCUUGCUUAAAUAGACACCGAUUAGUGCUUGUUAAACAAGGUGAUGCGACAGACCAAACAGAUGGAACUUCAAUAACAAUGCACUAGAGAGUCGAUCAUGUGAAAACUGAUGAAUCAAACUUAUGUUAAUAAAAUUUACAGUUACAAACCAGAUCUAAGAUUCUUCAAGUUUGCUCAAUGGAAUCAUAGCUUAAGCAUGGGACUAUAAACAAACUUGGAAGACCAAACGGAUGGAACU